Staurois parvus is the source of this 383-nucleotide messenger RNA. Lineage: Eukaryota; Metazoa; Chordata; Amphibia; Anura; Ranidae. The record is from the annotation of a GenBank genome assembly.
UGUCCCUCGGACACAGCGGAUCAUGGAAAGAGUCAAAGAUGUCGGCUCGGUCAUGUGAUCAGCUGUGUCCAAUCACAGCUGAUCACAUGUGCACUGAUCAUCAGGGCACUGAUGAUCAGUGUGCCCUGAUGAUCAGUGUGGCCCCAGAAGUGCCACCUGUCAGUGUCCAUCAGUGCCAGCAGUCAGUGCUCAUCAGUGCCGUGUGCCAGUGCCCAUCAGUGCCACAUCAAUGCCAUAUAUCAGUGCAUACCAGUGCACAUCAAUGCCACAUAUCAGUGCCCAUCUGAGCUGCCUUUCAAUGUCACCUAUUAGUGCCAGUCAGUGCCACCUAUCAAUGUCAAUCAGUGCCACCUAUCAGUGCCAGUCAGUGUCACCUAUCAGUG